AUGUGCUGUGCGAGAUCUCCUCGCCACCUCCGCCGCCUCCGCUCCCUCCGCCACCGCUGCCGCCUCCUCCGCCUCCACUACUGCCACCGACACCUCCCCCCCCCGCCACCACUCCCACCACCACCCCCACCCCCUCCACUGCCUCCACCACCACCUCCACCGCCCCCGCCAGCCCCUCCAGCGCCCUUACCCCCCUUGCCCUUGCCGGUGCGGCGUCUCCCGCUCGGGGCAGACGCCGCGCCGACCGACUCGAAACCAACGAGGUCGGCAGCAGCAGCAGAAGCAACAGAGGGCAAGAGGGGGGAAGGGGAACACCCCUCAAAGACGGGGGUGUGA
This is a messenger RNA of Closterium sp. NIES-65, 336 nucleotides long. The record is from the annotation of a GenBank genome assembly. Lineage: Eukaryota; Viridiplantae; Streptophyta; Zygnematophyceae; Desmidiales; Closteriaceae.